Molecule: messenger RNA, 1347 nt
Organism: Lycium ferocissimum
Lineage: Eukaryota; Viridiplantae; Streptophyta; Magnoliopsida; Solanales; Solanaceae
Product: 2-oxoglutarate-dependent dioxygenase DAO-like
Exons: 3
Coding region: 129-1034 (301 amino acids)
Biological process (GO): auxin catabolic process
Molecular function (GO): indole-3-acetaldehyde oxidase activity; dioxygenase activity
Source: RefSeq, a predicted model, not a curated record
UCUCAAAUUCAACGCAUCCAAAUUCUUCACGUCUUUACUUUGUUUCAUUAUAAGAAAACAAAGUUCAAACAAGUAAAAAAACACCCAAGUUUCAAAAUAAACUAAAGUUAAGAGCAAAAAAAACAAAAAUGGAGAGUGAAAAUUCAGUGCCAGUAAUAGAUUUACAGGACUUUCCAAGACAAUCAUCAAAGUUAAUUUGGGCAUGUGAAGAAUUGGGUUGCUUCAGAAUUAUAAACCAUGAUGAUAUGCUUCCAGUUUCACUAAUGGCAGAGAUGAAAGAAGUGGUGAGGACAUUGUUUGAUCUUCCAACUGAAAUCAAGAAACGUAACAAGGAUGUAAUAGCAGGAUCAGGGUACAUGUCUCCUAGUGAAAAGAAUCCACUUUAUGAAGCUUUGGGUCUCUAUGACAUGUCUUCUCCUCAAGGUGUAGCUGAAUUUUGUACUCAGUUGGGUGCAUCCGUACACCAGAGAGAGACAAUCAUGAAGUAUGCUGCAGCAAUUAAUGGACUAAUGAUGGACAUCGUGCGAAAGAUGGGCACAGGGUUGGGACUGUCAAAUGUGUCCUUCAAGGAAUGGCCUUGUCAGUUUAGGAUAAACAAGUACCACUUCACCCCGGAAGCUGUAGGUUCCUCUGGCGUUCAGAUGCACACAGACUCAGGAUUCCUUACUAUUCUACAGGAUGAUGAAAAUGUUGGCGGUCUUGAGGUCAUGAAGAAAUCUGGUGAAUUUGUUGCAGUUGAUCCUUGGCCAAACACCCUCCUUGUGAAUCUUGGAGACAUAGGCACAGUAUGGAGCAAUGGAAGAUUUUACACUGUUAAGCACAGAGUGAUAUGCAAGGAAGCAAAAAUACGAGUGUCCAUUGCUUCAUUUCUCUUGGGACCAAGGGACACAAAAGUGGAACCACCACCAGAGCUGGUGGAUGCUGAACACCCCCGUGUCUAUGUUCCUUUUACUUUCAAUGAUUAUAGAAAGCUCCGGUUGACAACAAAGUUGCAGGCAGGGGAAGCUCUUGAUCUUAUGCGCACUAACUUGUAAAGCUUUCGCGAGUAUCUCUUGGCCUCCUUUAUAUUGAUUUAGGCUAAUGAACUUGAAAGUAGGAAAGAAAAUAAAUCUUUGUGGGAUUUCAUACUGCAAUAGCCUGUAGUGGCGUAGUCUGCCCUCUCUGGUUUAUGCAUAUCAACAAAGCAUCUAUGAUCCAUCUUUAUAUUGUCUCUUCUGUUAUCUAAUGUAUUUUAAAGAAUUAAACAAGUCUUAUCUUUCAUUACAAUUUGAGAUCCUGGAAUUCUUAUCUAAUGUAUUUUAAAGAAUUAAACAAGUCUUAUCUUUCAUUACUUUUGAGAUCCUGGAA